This is a messenger RNA of Fundulus heteroclitus (mummichog), 1308 nucleotides long. RefSeq names its product serine and arginine rich splicing factor 3a (gene srsf3a). Lineage: Eukaryota; Metazoa; Chordata; Actinopteri; Cyprinodontiformes; Fundulidae. Gene Ontology annotation, molecular function: RNA binding. Gene Ontology annotation, biological process: mRNA splicing, via spliceosome. Gene Ontology annotation, cellular component: nuclear speck. The coding region runs from base 180 to 686 and encodes 168 amino acids. The record is from RefSeq and is a predicted model, not a curated record. The transcript has 7 exons.
ACCAAUCACACGAAGAAGAAGCAGAACUCGUUCUCUUCUGCGGCGCUGCUCUCGCUAACAGGCUAAUAGCAGCCUCUUGUUAAGGGGCCGGCGAAAGAUCUACUGUUGGUAAUUUCUGAUACUUUAGCCGAAUUAAAAGAAGCAUCUGACUAGAGGGCACUAACAAGCUGAUUGUUGAAAUGGGAGAUCCUGCUUUUCAUCGAGACUGUCCUCUUGACUGCAAGGUUUACGUGGGAAAUCUAGGAAACAAUGGGAAUAAGACAGAAUUGGAACGAGCUUUUGGGUAUUAUGGUCCUUUAAGAAGUGUGUGGGUGGCCAGGAAUCCUCCAGGUUUUGCUUUCGUAGAGUUUGAAGAUCCUAGAGAUGCAUCCGAUGCUGUAAGAGAACUGGAUGGCAGAACCAUGUGUGGCUGUCGCGUUCGUGUCGAGCUGUCAACUGGGGAAAAGCGCUCAAGGAGCCGCGGCCCCCCUCCGUCGUGGAGCAGGCGUCCCCGAGAUGAUUUAAGGCGGCGGAGUCCUCCAGUCAAACGCAGAUCACCGAGGAGGAGGAGCCUGAGCCGCAGUCGCAGCAGGUCUGUGUCAAGGGAAAAACGCAGAUAUCGGUCUCUGUCCAGAGACAAGACUCGUAAACGUUCUCGAUCCUUCUCCCGAUCAAGGAGUCGUUCCAGGUCUAACGAAAGGAAGUGAAGUUCCUGGAUUGCUCUGCAAGAUCAUGCGAAGCUUGCGAAGAGGAACGUUUUUAUAGUGCCACUUUUCUUUCUUACAGUUUGUUUGAAACUUUAAAGAGCCCUACACAGGUGUUAUCUUAUGCCUUGUUAUAUCCGUUAAAAGAACAACAAAGGACAGGAAGGGUCUUAGUCUGUCAGCUGUGGUGGCAAGAUUUCCUUUGUUUUGUUUUUGUUUGUUUUUUAAGCUUUUUUUUGUACAAUUAUUCACAUGGAAGAAUUUGACUUGUCCUGCAUGUUUUGAAACUGAAUAAUGCCUUUUAGUUUUAACAGAGGACUUUUUUUUUUUUUUAACUGUUGAAACAAAUUCUUUGUUUUUUUUUUUUUUUUUUUUUUUUGCUUCAUUUUGUCCAUGGUUGUUUCUACUACGUUCAUUGGGUUACUGUGAGAUGGAGGGACUUAACAGAUACUGGUGCUGUUAUUUGGAGGCUGUUCCCUUAAACACAAUCUGUUGUUCUGUAUUCUACUUACUGUAUAUUUGUUUACAAAAGCCGGUAUUUACUUUAAUUAGCUUGACUCUCAACUUCAACAAUUUGUGACAAUGCAGUUAAACAACUUCUUCAAUAAAUGUUUUUCCAAGCUGA